UAAAAACAAAAAAUAUACCCGCCCUUUUAAGGGCGGGUCAGAAUCUAGUUAUCAAUUGAAUUUAAAAAAAACACGCGGCAUUCUCAUUUUUAUUUAUAUAUAUACGAGGACAAUAAUUUCUACACAACCUCUUGAACUCAUUCCUGACUCUAUUCUCCUCCUACUCUGUUUUUGUUCAUAAACAUAAGCCUUGCGAAGUUGAAGAAAACAGCAAUCCAGCGAUACUUGAGAUGGGCUCAGGACAUAAGACGAAGGAUCUGGGCCGCUCAUCGGUUUUCAUCCAACGGCUCAGUAGCGCCCUCCUGAUCGACGAUUUCCAAAAACCAAUAUAUACGACGGACAGAAACAUUCUCAGACUGAAGCAUUACAUCUCUGUGAUCUUCUGGAGAACGCUUCCGUUGCGGAUUUGGAGAAGGUGCACAGGGAGUUCCGCGAGCGACUCUUCUUCCUUAGCGAACACGAAUUCGGAUCUCUCCUUCUGAUGAAGUUCUGUGCAAGGAUCAGUGAUCUCAAUCUCGAGGAACCUAUCAUUCAACUCCUUGCUGAUCAUAUCGCCGACUUAGAGAGGAUGAAGAUGACUUUGCUCAAUGGCAUUGGGUAAGAUGAAUCUUCAUUUAGGGUUAGGGUUUCUUUUUGGCUUCUUUACUGAUGGCUAACAUUUUACUUCAUUCAAGUCGCUGAUGAACAUUGUUCAUGUAUGUAACAAAGUUGAAGUUUUCGCCUUGCUCCUCAAACGUAUAGACAUCAUGAAAGAAUCUAUGGAUGUUAGACCUCUGUUCAGUUCUCUAUUUCGGACUCUUAACGUUCGUGAGCUUGAGCCAUUGAUGAGGUUAAUCGAUUUCAACAUCAUCAACCUAUCCAGUGAUCCUAGAAGCCUUGCAAACUUUGAGUCCAUGGUUCAAAUCGCCAGAUAUGAUGUUCAGAUGUGUCUCAUUGACAUGAUUAGACCUUGUGUUCUUGACAUUGCACGCGACAAAAAUGGGAACAAUGCUUUGCAAAGUCUGAUCAUUCUUCACAAUGGAGCUUCCGACUUUCUUGUCAAUACAAUGGCAAACAACAUUACCAGCUUGUCACAUCAUCCAUAUGCUAGCUUUGUUAUCCAAAAGUGUCUGCACCUUGGCAGCAAGAGGAAUGUCCUCUUCAUCAUCUUUGAGCUCUCAACCACUGGCCUCCUCUCUUUGUUGUAUCAGCGCUUUGGGAAUUAUGUCUUGCAAUCGGUUGUGAGAAGGAUCUCUGUUUUGAAUGCUGAGCAGUGCAGGGAACUCAUUUCUGAGAUAUUGAGCAGGAGAAACGAGUUAGAGACUCAUGACUCGGCCAGAAAGGUUGUCAAGACAUGCGAUUAUGUUCUAAAGAAGAUGUGAGUCUAGAAGAAUCCACCUAUAUGUACAAAGACUUAUACAUAUUCUUGCUUUGUUGUUACCUAACCUCUUUGCCAAAGAGUUGUUUGUCUAGAUGCCUUUAUCUUCUAUUGAGGAUGAGAGGAUUGGUAGUAGAAUUUGAUUGUGGAGGCUCUCUUUGUACAAAGAGAUACAUAUUGUUGCUUUGUUGUUACCUAUUAUAGAACUAUAUAAUUGCCUUUUGUACACUCCAUUGAUAUCUCGGUAUAUUCCUUUGUUGACUUGUCUCUUGUAAAUUCUGUAGCUUUUUCCUUCUUUGGUUUGGUUCA
Molecule: messenger RNA, 1666 nt
Organism: Brassica rapa (field mustard)
Lineage: Eukaryota; Viridiplantae; Streptophyta; Magnoliopsida; Brassicales; Brassicaceae
Product: pumilio homolog 5
Biological process (GO): post-transcriptional regulation of gene expression
Cellular component (GO): cytoplasm
Molecular function (GO): mRNA binding
Source: RefSeq, a predicted model, not a curated record